Salvelinus fontinalis (brook trout) is the source of this 2979-nucleotide messenger RNA. RefSeq lists its product as uncharacterized. Gene Ontology annotation, molecular function: protein binding. Lineage: Eukaryota; Metazoa; Chordata; Actinopteri; Salmoniformes; Salmonidae. The coding region runs from base 181 to 2073 and encodes 630 amino acids. The record is from RefSeq and is a predicted model, not a curated record. The transcript has 14 exons.
GCUCUCGUGCUGCCGAUCAAAGGACAUUGAACAUAGUUCAUACAGUAAAUAUUUGGGUUUUCACUGCGGACUGUGCUGUCUCCAUGGUCGAUGAGAGGAAAGGCUAGUGCAAGGGAGAAUAACCUCAAGGACUGAGCACCAACCCAAAGGAAGGGUUUAGAAUAGCCCGCUUCUGCAAAUAUGGAUGAUCUAAAGCACCAAGUUAUGAUAAAUCAGUUCGUCCUGACUGCUGGAUGCGCGGCAGACCAAGCGAAACAGCUUCUACAAGCGGCACAUUGGCAGUUCGAGACUGCAUUAAGUGCCUUUUUUCAAGAAACCAAUAUUCCAUACAGUCACCAUCAUCAAAUGAUGCACACUCCAGCCAACACACCAGCAACACCUCCCAACUUCCCAGAUGCCCUGGCCAUGUUCUCCCGCCUCAAGGCCUCAGAGAGCUUCAACGGCAGCAGUCCCAUAGCCUCCAUGGCGACCUCUCCUCCUCAGGUCAACUGGGCCAUGGGUCCUUCUGCUCCAGGUCAGACCCAGCAGGGCCUGUGGACUUCUGGGCAGCUGCCCUCUCAGGUGCCUCCCCCUGGGUGGCCCCAAGCCGUCACUCAGCAGGACUCCAGUGAACAGGCCAGCGUCACCAUGGAGGCAGAGAGAUGUCCACCCAGCAUGUCCAGCGACCCACCUCCUCCCUACCCCGGAGGUCCCAGCGCCCCUCUUAUCGAGGAGAAGAAUGGACAGCCAGCUGUUCCGGGCUCGGCGGCCCCUGUAACGACGGGUCCUCCUCAGGGGCCCUCCCUGCCUCCAGACUAUGGCCCUCCACCCUACGAGGCCACGCUACAGCCAGGCUUCUUGCCGCCACACGUCCCAGGAGAUGGGGCCAUGCCCAUACCACAUGGUGGCUUCUACCCUCCGCCAGGUCACUUUGGCCCGGGGCAGUUUGGCCCGGGGCAGUUUGGCCCGGGGCAGUUUGGCCCGGGGCCCAUUCAAUUUGGGCCUGUGGCAGGUCAGACGGCUCACACGGUGCUGGCACCCCCUGGGACAGCUACCACAGUGACCGUGCUACAGGGGGAGAUAUUCCAGACAGCACCCGUACAGACUGUGUGUCACCACUGCCAGCAGCCCAUCAUCACCCGCAUCAACCACAGCGUGGGCCUCAUGAACGCUGUCUUCUGCCUCUUCUGCUUCUUUGUUGGGUGUGAUCUGGGCUGCUGCUUGAUUCCCUGUCUGAUUGAUGAUCUCAAGGAUGUGAUACACACCUGCCCCUACUGCAAGGGCUACAUCUACACAUACAAGCCCAUAGUGGUGGUGCAGAAUGCUAUGGUGCUGGAUUUGAAGAAAGCCAUCCAGAGGUUCAUGGAGCUGAAACAGCAACGGGAGGGUGGGGUAAAGCACGUCAGCUGUCACUAUUUCCUGGAGUACAUAGAGGAGCAUCACAUUUCCCACUGCACAAUCUGGGAGCAACCAGCUCCCAGGAUGUCUGGCUCUUCUGAGCACAGGGAGCUGGAUAGGAUCUCCAUGGAGAUGAACCAACUGUCAUUCAGGAGGCAGCAACUGAUCGACCGCAGGAACAUGCUGACCAUCCUGCAGGAGUUCAGGAACCGCUCCAACAACAAUAGCACAGUAGAGGGAUCCAAGCAGCAGACUGAGAUUCAAUGCAUUGAUCAGGAACUGCAGGAGCUGUCUGAGAAGAAGAGAGCGCUGCAGGAAAACCAAGAUAACAUUCUCCAUUCCAAGGACCAAAGAAAAGAGUGCAUCAUCAGUCAGGGGGGCGUGUCUGUUCUCCCUGACCUCUCUGUUGUCUUUGUUGAAGCUCCACCCUCUAUACCAGCUCCGGAGGUGAUCCUGGACAUCCAGAAACUUCCUCCCUGCUCAUCUCAGACCCAGUGCCCACAUUGUCGACAGUUCAUCACCACAGAGAUUGUCACUUCAGUAGGCAAUGUGGCCUGUCUGGUCUGUGUCACAAUGUCUAUACUUGGCUGUGUGGCUGGUUGCUGCCUUAUCCCUUUCUGCAUUGAUAACUUCAAAGAUGUCACGCAUAGAUGUCCUAAGUGUCGAAGUUCAAUACUCACCAUCAAAAAGCUCUGAAGUAAGGGCCCACAUGUACAUAGAGACUAAUAAACAGGUCUCAGACUGGGCAUGGAGAUCUCCCCUUGUGAUGAUGAGACAUCUACCAUGAAUCUGAGGUGACCCAUUUGGGAUCCAGUAGACACCCUGUCCCAUCAUGCAGGUACAAGACAGCAGUGGAUGAAGAGGACAUGGACAAUGAAUGUUGAAUGGACCCAAGCCAUAGUGAAACAUGUUCUGCUGAGUGAGAAGUGAUCAUAAAUUCCCAACAACUGUACUGAGGUCAGUGUCACUCCCAUCAUUCCUGUGAUGACGAUGUAGUCAUACUGUGAGAACUGUGGCUGCAUCCUGUACAUUUGAAGUUAGUGUGUAUGGCAUUGUUCUUGGAAUAAAAUGUCUUCAUCAAUGCAAUUUAUUAGAGAAACUAAUAAAUAAAAUGUUAAUAAGCCUGUGUGAAUUGUAAAACAUCAGAGGAAAAUAGUGUUUCAAGGUCUGUGAACUCUAAAGCUGCAUGUGACUUAUCCAAGCCUAGUGGUGGCUGUGUUAGGGUUUGGAACUCCUUGAUAAACAAAAAGUCACAUGAUAUGGUUGUUUUAUUUACUAAACACAGCUGAAUGAUUUUCACACACAAUGUACAUGACCAUUUUUAUUGACACAAAAAGGCUAUAUAUAUACAUUAUGGGUAUACAGUAAUACGCAUACUGUAUACACCAAACAGUCUUAAUACAAAAGAGCUUAGAUGUGCUACAUUUGUAUAAAAUGUACGAAAAGAGCUAAUGUGCUACAUUUGUAAAAAAUAAAAUAAAAUGCAUGACAAAAUAUAUACACAAUGUGCAAAAUGUAUGGCAUACUAACUAUGUAUCAAUACACCAUUGCAAGGGAAGGGGCUAUACUAGUAUAGUACAAAUAAAAUGACUUCUGAUUCCA